GCAGCGUGAGCGCGAGGAGGCGGUGGCUGCGGCGGGGGUGGGCGGUCGCGCAGCGGCAGGCACAGGUGUAAUGGAUAGGUAACAGAGAAGCUCUCUGCACUGUCUCAGGGAGGCAGAAUGACUGAGUGCUUCCUGCCUCCUACCAGCAGCCCCAGUGAACAUCGCAGGGUGGAGCAUGGCAGUGGUCUUACCAGAACCCCCAGCUCUGAGGAAAUCAGCCCUACUAAAUUUCCUGGAUUGUACCGCACUGGCGAGCCCUCGCCUCCCCAUGACAGCCUCCAUGAACCUCCUGAUAUAGUGUCUGAUGAUGAAAAAGACUAUGGGAAGAAAAAAGGAAAAUUUAAGAAAAAGGAAAAAAGAACUGAAGGCUAUGCUGCCUUUCAGGAGGAUAGCUCUGGAGAUGAAGCUGAAAGUCCUUCCAAAAUGAAGAGAUCCAAGGGAAUCCAUGUUUUCAAGAAGCCCAGCUUUUCUAAAAAGAAAGAGAAGGAUUUUAAAAUAAAAGAGAAACCCAAAGAGGAAAAACAUAAAGAAGAAAAGCACAAAGAAGAAAAACAUAAAGAGAAGAAGUCAAAAGACUUGACAGCAGCUGAUGUUGUUAAACAGUGGAAAGAAAAGAAAAAAAAGAAGAAGCCAAUUCAGGAGCCAGAGGUGCCUCAGAUUGAUGUUCCGAAUCUCAGACCCAUUUUUGGAAUUCCUUUGGCUGAUGCAGCAGAGAGGACCAUGAUGUAUGAUGGCAUUCGACUACCGGCAGUUUUCCGUGAAUGUGUAGAUUAUGUAGAGAAGUAUGGCAUGAAGUGUGAAGGCAUCUACAGAGUUUCAGGAAUUAAAUCAAAGGUGGAUGAGCUGAAAGCAGCCUAUGACAGAGAGGAGUCUCCAAAUUUGGAAGAGUAUGAGCCUAACACUGUAGCCAGUUUGCUGAAGCAGUAUUUGCGAGACCUUCCGGAAAAUCUGCUUACCAAAGAGCUUAUGCCUCGCUUUGAAGAGGCUUGUGGGAGGAGCACAGAGAAUGAGAAAGUGCAGGAGUUCCAACGCUUACUGAAAGAACUGCCAGAAUGUAACUAUCUUCUGAUUUCCUGGCUGAUCGUGCACAUGGACCAUGUUAUCGCGAAAGAACUGGAAACAAAAAUGAAUAUACAGAACAUUUCUAUAGUGCUCAGCCCAACUGUUCAGAUUAGCAAUCGUGUCCUGUAUGUGUUUUUUACACAUGUACAAGAGCUCUUUGGAAAUGUGAUGCUAAAGCAAGUGACAAAACCUCUUCGCUGGUCUAACAUGGCCACUAUGCCCACACUGCCAGAGACCCAGGAGAGCAUCAAGGAGGAGAUCAGAAGACAGGAGUUUCUUUUGAAUUGUUUACAUCGAGAUCUGCAGGGUGGGAUAAAGGAUUUAUCUAAAGAGGAAAGAUUAUGGGAAGUACAAAGAAUUUUGACAGCCCUCAAAAGAAAAUUGAGAGAAGCUAAAAGACAAGAGUGUGAAACCAAGAUUGCACAAGAGAUAGCCAGUCUUUCAAAAGAGGAUGUUUCUAAGGAAGAAAUGAAUGAAAAUGAAGAAGUUAUAAAUAUUCUCCUUGCCCAAGAGAAUGAGAUCCUGACUGAACAGGAGGAGCUUCUAGCCAUGGAGCAGUUUCUGCGCCGACAGAUUGCCUCAGAAAAAGAAGAGAUCGAACGCCUCAGAGCUGAGAUUGCUGAAAUUCAGAGUCGUCAGCAGCACGGCCGGAGUGAGACCGAGGAAUACUCCUCCGAGAGUGAAAGUGAGAGUGAAGAUGAAGAGGAGCUUCAGAUCAUCUUGGAAGAUUUACAGAAGCAGAAUGAAGAGCUAGAAAUAAAGAACAAUCAUUUGAAUCAAGCAAUCCAUGAGGAGCGAGAGGCCAUCAUCGAGUUGCGGGUGCAGCUCCGCCUGCUACAGCUGCACCGAGCCAAGUCCGAGCCACAGGGACAGGAUGAUGAGGAGCCCGAGAGGCGUGGGGGUGCCAUCCAGCCUCCUAGAGACAGCGCCCCGGAGACAAAAGCAACUAAAGAGCAGCCAAAGGCAGGCAAGGAGCAAGCCAAGCCGUCCCCAAGCAGAGACAGGAAGGAGACACCCAUCUGAGCAUCCUGUGGGCUGUGGGAUCCUUCAGACCCAACAAGACCUGUGCAUCUUACUGUAAUCCCGAGAGUCAGAGUGCACAACUCUCUGCUGUACAUUCUGUAAAGAUGUCUUUUCUUCUCAGACUCUUCCUUCUUUCACACAUACAACUUCUCCGCGUCAGGCUCAGGUUACAGGGGAGGAGAAAGCAGUGGAUGCAUUGCGGGCUUGUAGGAGAAAGAUGAGUUUUCCAGAUAGCUUAUUUGAAGAUUAAUUUUCUUUGUUAACUUAAAAUAACUGUUUUAACCCUUGAGUGGCUUCUUUUUAAACCAAAAAUCAUCUUUGCUUUUUUAUUACGGCAGAAUCAGGAUCUCUUUCUCUUGUUCAAGGGAAGGAACCAAACAAGGUAAAUACUGUUCCUGCCUUGUGGCUCACCCCAGUCUCCCCUCCAGGGUCACUGCUUACCUAGUCACUCUUGCUUGUGCCUUUUAUACCUUUUUGGUGCAGAUUAUAUCAUGGGGAGCUGCCUCGUGUUUCCUGACUGGCCAGAAUGGCUCUUACUGGGGUUACCUUUACUCACUCUUGUCAUCCUCUCCUUUGACAGUCCUAAAACAGUCAUUGCACCUGAGUCACCAGGAUGGCCUACUUGGUCGCAGACAGAGCUGCCUGUGCAGCUGGCCUGCCAGCCCUGGAGCAGCCUGGCCCAGCUUGGGGGGGGGGGGGGGUCACCUCAAUCCUUCUGGUUCUCAUUGCUGUUGAUGAGCAAAUGCUUUUCCCUGGGUUGGUCCAAGGUAGUAUCUUGACCUAAGGGGUCCACACAAAGGAUCUGUUUCUCAAACCAGAAAUCUUCUAUGUGACUUACCUUCCAUUAACAACAGAAUGACUUCGAUUGCUUGCUUGGGCUAGAAUGUAAAUGUCUCUUUGCCUGAAUAAGCCAUAUAUAUGCUUUUAAACAAAAUUUCUCAAUUAUCUGUAUCAUCUCAGUGAACCUGCCAGUGGACUCCCAAUUGAUGAGAUUGAGCAAUAGAAAAAACAACCUUUUCUCUUAAUGAUAGCUGUGAUUCCCCAUCCUGUUUUCUUGCUUUUGCCACUUCCCUGGUGACUUGCGGGGUCUGGGAGGCCAACUCUCAGGCAGCUUUGUUCAGUCAUGCUUUGCUCUGCCCAAAUCAGUGGCACCCAUGAGGUAGGUCAGCUCUCAUGGCUGUGGGGACAAAGUCAAGGUGAUAGAACAAACUCCCCUGAGGGCUCUCCUCUCCUCCUAGUUAGUAUUUAUUUUCAGCACCUGUUUGAUGCGGUUUUUUAUCUUCUACCUAUUGCACUGUUGUGACUUGUUGGCCAUUAUUUGAUUUUUGUACGAAAAAAAAAAAAAGCUUUGUUAUAGAAAUCAGCAUACUAUUUUUUUAAACCUGGAGAGAAGAUACUAUGGUGACUGAAAAUAUGAUCAGGUGUCAAAUAUAAAUGUAUUAAAAGCCUUCUUGCUGUCCUGUUGGUCAUAUUACAUUCAUUUUUAUAUUUGCUGGCAAUAUUGGAGUUUUUUUUGUUUGUGUAAACUCUAAUUUCUAUCAGGGUGUCAUGGAUUUUUAAAAUUUAGUAUUUCAUUACAGUUCUUUCAGUGUUGGUUAACUAAUUUUUUCCAGGACCAUUAUUGAUCAAGCAAAUAAAUUCAACAGUCAUUUGAGAAAAAAAUGCCUCUCAUUUUUUUGUAUACAUUUUUUCUUUGAGAUAAUUGAGUGCCCUGUGGCUGUCAAGGAGUUGGUUUGAUAUUUCUUUAAGCUCCUAAAGUGAAAAAAAAAUUGUAACUUACUUUGUGUUCCUCACAUAGUGAGAGUCAGUGCCCACGUGCCAGUUACUACUUUACAGCAGACAGCACCCACCUCCGUCCCCACGGACACGGUGCUCACCACUGAAGGAGCACGUUGCUCAACCGGCUUCCUACGGGGGUCUGCAGCUUCUGAGAGCAGUGCCCUGUUUCCCAUGGAGAGUGAGUUUUGCUCUUCUAGCAAGAUGCACGUCAGCUGGCCCAACGUAACAAAAAAGCAGGUUGGUUAUUGCAGUGUGGCUUUCCCGAUGGGCCUGUCAGGUAGAUCACCUAACUAAUGCUGAUCAGGUAAUUCCUGGGUGACCGGUUUAAGAUUCCAUUUCUGGGAGAACUAGGACUGUACAUCUUGGCUUGGUGAUGUGGGGGGUUGGCAUAAG
Molossus molossus (Pallas's mastiff bat) is the source of this 4257-nucleotide messenger RNA. It is a transcript of the gene RALBP1, whose product is annotated as ralA binding protein 1. Gene Ontology annotation, cellular component: membrane. The record is from RefSeq and is a predicted model, not a curated record. The transcript is spliced from 10 exons. NCBI's taxonomy places the organism in Eukaryota, Metazoa, Chordata, Mammalia, Chiroptera, Molossidae. Gene Ontology annotation, molecular function: GTPase activator activity; small GTPase binding. The coding region runs from base 118 to 2085 and encodes 655 amino acids. Gene Ontology annotation, biological process: endocytosis; positive regulation of GTPase activity; small GTPase-mediated signal transduction.